Gadus morhua (Atlantic cod) is the source of this 4093-nucleotide messenger RNA. It is a transcript of the gene coro1ca, whose product is annotated as coronin, actin binding protein, 1Ca. The transcript has 11 exons. The record is from RefSeq and is a predicted model, not a curated record. The coding region runs from base 163 to 1584 and encodes 473 amino acids. Gene Ontology annotation, molecular function: actin filament binding. NCBI's taxonomy places the organism in Eukaryota, Metazoa, Chordata, Actinopteri, Gadiformes, Gadidae. Gene Ontology annotation, biological process: neural crest cell migration; actin filament organization.
CUGGGAGGGCGUUGAACCAAGCGGUGACAGUGCUGGGACUGGGAGAAGAACACAAGCGAGUUGUCAUCCGCGGUUUCAACAAGUGUUGGAUCAAUUGGUUAAACGUCGGACUGUGUUUUAUUAAUUGGCUGUCCGGAGUAUUUUUUGUAUAUCUUAGAAGAUAUGUUCAGACGAGUUGUACGACAGAGCAAAUUCCGUCACGUCUUUGGUCAACCGGUGAAGAAUGACCAAUGCUACGAUGAUAUCCGGGUGUCGCGGGUCACCUGGGACAGUGCCUUCUGUGCAGUCAACCCCAAAUUUGUUGCCAUAAUUAUUGAGGCCAGUGGUGGCGGAGCGUUCCUGGUUCUUCCUCUAUCCAAGACGGGCCGAAUCGACAAAUCCUACCCUACAGUGUGUGGCCACACCGGUCCUGUGCUGGACAUCGACUGGUGUCCUCAUAAUGACCAGGUCAUCGCCAGCGGCUCUGAGGACUGCAAUAUCAUGGUGUGGCAGAUACCCGAGAAUGGCCUGAUAACCGCACUGGAGGAGCCGGUGGUGGUCCUGAAGGGACAUUCCAAGAGGGUGGGCAUCAUCUCCUGGCAUCCCACCGCACGCAACGUCCUGCUCAGCGCUGGCUGCGACAACCAGGUGAUAGUCUGGGACGUGAGCACGGGGGAAGCCAUGAUCACCCUGGAGGACAUGCACCCAGACGUGAUCUUCAGUGCCUGCUGGAACCGCAACGGCAGCCUGAUCUGCACCGCCUGCAAGGACAAGACCAUCCGCGUCAUCGACCCCCGCAAGGAGACCAUCGUCGCCGAGAAGGAGAAGGCCCAUGAAGGGGCUCGGCCAAUGAGAGCCAUUUUCCUGUCUGACGGGAAUGUCUUCACAACGGGUUUCAGCCGAAUGAGCGAGAGACAACUGGCCCUGUGGAACCCGGAAAGCAUGGACGAGCCCAUCUCCGUGCACGAGAUGGACACCAGCAACGGAGUCCUUCUGCCCUUCUAUGACCCCGACACCAACGUGGUUUACCUCUGUGGAAAGGGCGACAGCAGCAUCCGCUACUUUGAGAUCACAGACGAGGCGCCCUUUGUCCACUACCUCAGCACCUACACCACCAAGGAGCCCCAGAGAGGGAUGGGCUACAUGUCAAAGAGGGGCCUAGAUGUCAACAAGUGUGAGAUCGCCCGCUUUUACAAGCUGCAGGAGAGGAAGUGCGAGCCCAUCAUCAUGACGGUGCCCAGGAAGUCUGACCUGUUCCAGGACGACCUGUACCCCGACACGGCGGGGCCGGACCCGGCUCUGGAGGCAGAGGACUGGUUCGAGGGCAAGAAUGGAGACCCCAUCCUCGUCUCCCUGAAGAACGGCUAUGUCCCCGGCAAGAACCGAGACCUCAAAGUGGUCAAGAAGAACAUUCUGGACAACAAGGCAAAGAACACGGAGAAGACGGGACCCGCAACCAAGACUGCAAGCCCCACUGCCUCCAUAAAGGGUGAUGUCAAGCUGGAUGAGAUCUUGAACGAGAUUAAAUCCCUCAAGGAGCUGGUGAGCAGUCAGGAAAAGAGAAUCAUCCAACUUGAAGAGCAGAUGUCCAAAAUUGCCAUUUAAGGGUUUCGUCCGUCCCUCUCUCUCCCCCCCCCACCAUCCUCCAUCAAACCCACUACAAUUCAGGACUUUCCAUUGGCUGGGCGGUGGGCAGGACUAGUCAAUGCCAAACUCAAUGACAGAGUUCUUCCCCAAGCCUGCCUAGCAACAUUCCUGAUUUAUUAUUAUUUUCUUAACCAGCCCCUUACCCCUCCUCAGUCAGCGCUGAACGAAUCCCAAAGGACUUAAACUUUAGAAGAAAAUAUGCUUUUUCUUUCUUUUGUUACGUCUAUUUUCUUUUCCAAUUAUGACCAAGAUCACACUUUUUUACAGUGGAUGAAUUUUUUUUUUUUUUCUUAGCUUUAAUUUCUUCUUUCUGAGUCGGUGACAGUAUUUCAUCAACCAAAGCACGCAUUCUGUUGCCAUAUUCAAAGUUGUCUUGUUUACACCUUUUUCACAGUAUUCUUAUUAUAUAUUUUUUUGUGGGAACAUUCCAAAUGUAUAUCCUAGGACUCAGUGGUGUAUUCUGCUCAGUAUCGUUCAUGCUUAAUUCAAUCUUUAGAGGAAGAAGUCAUGAUGAUAGACAGAAUUAAAUCCUUCAAAUUAUUCAACCAAACUCAAAGUAAUGUGCCACACUCACAAACCUGAUAACUUCUUGACCUACGCUGACGACAUCCUUCUUGUUGUGAUCUUGUUUUAAAUGUACCGAUUGGACAUAUGUAGAAAAUCCAUUGUGUCCAUAAUAGGGCAACCAGCACCUUAUGAUCAUAGAAUUAAUGAUAAAAAGUUUUGACGUUAUUUCACAAGCUAUUGUUUUAGGCAAAGGAAAAACAUACCAUGAAAACAUACCAUAAAGCUGACCCUAAUGCAGCCUUGGGUACUGUCGCUGUCCCCACUCUAACUUUAACUAAUUCCAUUCCCACUUUGUGACUAAUAAUGCCAUUGGGAGACAGUGAGCCGGUUCAACAUUAAACUCUCAGAUAUGUCAUUUACUUUUUCUUUUAAAUGCUGUAACAUUCCCCUUGGUUUUUGUGUUUGUAUAUCUGGGCUUCUUUACUGGGACUCUCUCCCUUCCAUUCCUCUGGUCAAAUACUUCAUGUUCUAUCGUGUCCAAACGUGAAUUCAUGCAAAACAAAGUUUGUUAAUGUCUCGACCAGCUGCAUCAACUGGCAGAUCUGUCGAGAACCCUUUCAACAGUCUUGAGGCGUCAGUCGUGCCUCAUAUCUUUGGCCUUCUUGGUGUGUUCUCAAAAAGAUGCACCUCAUUUGUUUCUUGUUAAAUGCUUAUUUUUCAUUAUCUCUGUGAGCAGCUAAAUUUGGGAGGGAUUGGUUAUUUAAUAUUCAUGGCAUACCUAUUACUACAACCAAUUGAAUCAUUGGGUCAUUGCUUUGCUGUUCUUUUCAUCGCUCCAUCUGUGCUUGUAUCUUGCAUUGCACAUUCCACUCCUUGCUUAUUUCUGUUAUGGUCGUUUCCGCAAAUGCUUCAAAUUCCAACGUGCUAGUUGAAUUAGUUUAGGGGUAAAUGUAGGUGUUUGUCCAGUUUAAUUGUCUUGAUGGAUUUGCCAAUAAGGAUAGAAGCUCGGUCCUGAUCGGAUAGAGGGGUGGCAAGCCAGCUUGUGGUUUGCUGUCGAUUGCCUUUUUAAAAGUGUGCUACCACUGUUGAGACAAGGAAGUGCCACAGUGCGGGUUGCCAAGAAAUGGAAAAGACUGUGAGGAACGUCGGUUCGAUUAAACAUUUGGUAGAUGCAACGUAAACUUCCUUUUGAGGCACUUAAACAAAAAUUGACCAUGGAGCCAGCAGUGUUAAUAUUGACCCAAACAUUGACUCUUAUUUAAAAGCAUGGCAGUCUUGAUUGCGUCAGCGGAUUGAACAUUCUUGAAACACAUUGUAGACCAGCUGUGUUGAGCACAGUAGAGUUCUUAUAUCAAUGCAAGGUUUUGUUGGCUCUUUUUAUUAACGCAAGCCUGUCACUAAUACAACUCCAAAAUCCAGUCAGCAAUGGACCAUUCUGGUCCUAAUUGACUAUUGUUGAUCCGAUAAUUAUUUUUAAAUGUGUCACCUGUACCCAGGAGAUGCAUAGACUUAAAGUCUUACUAUUGGGCCUCGCGAGGAGAAGCAGAAGGUUAGUUUGAGAGAUGGGUAGUGAAUAGUUGAUCAAAAGGGACAUGGUAGGUUGACAGAUUGAUGAAUGUGUAUAAUGAAAGGUCUGGGAUAAAUGAGCGAAAGCUGUGAAAAUAAUGACGAUCUUUUUGUGCUGAGGAGGGGAUUUGUAUGGGAGUUGGGUUCUAUUGGGUUUUAACUGUCCCCCCCACCCCUCCAUCCACAUCUCCCUGUCUGUGUGUUCCUACACCGUGCCAUAAUACAUCAUGCGAGUGGAGAGAACAAAAUGAAAUGGUUCUUCAUUUUAAGGCAUUAUGAAGAUGAACCAGGAUCAGUUAUCAUGUCGGAGGCUGGCUCAGCAUCUCUGCUCAAUAUCCCUGCUUCAAGUAUCGAUGUUGAUUAUAAGAAAGUUAAUAAAGAAAUUUUAAGGGUG